Molecule: messenger RNA, 1729 nt
Organism: Helianthus annuus (common sunflower)
Lineage: Eukaryota; Viridiplantae; Streptophyta; Magnoliopsida; Asterales; Asteraceae
Product: UDP-glycosyltransferase 73E1
Exons: 1
Coding region: 96-1571 (491 amino acids)
Molecular function (GO): UDP-glycosyltransferase activity
Source: RefSeq, a predicted model, not a curated record
AUAAUCUACAGUUGACAUUGCAAAGUUUUAGACGGGAUUAUAAAGCAUAAACCCCCAACUACUCAUAACUCUUAACAUGUACCACAUUCCCACAAAUGACUUCCAAUCUUCAUUUUCUUAUCAUACCCUUAAUGUGCCCAGGUCACCUCAUCCCAAUGGUAGACAUGGCCAAACUCAUAGCACAACACUCCGUCACAGUCACCAUAGUCAUCACACCCCGAAACGCCGAACGCUAUGCCACGGUCCUCCACCGCGCCAUAGCGUCUGGCCUUCCGCUUAAACUCCUCCAGCUCCGGUUCCCAGCCUCUGACUACGGGUUACCCGAUGGAUGUGAAUGUGUAGACGAUCUACCGACGUUCAAACUAAACAAAAACUUCAUAGAUGCAUGUGCAACACUUCAACAACCACUAGAAGAUAUGUUUAACAACCUCAAACCUACACCAUGUUGCAUCAUUUCAGACAAAAAUUUAUCCUGGACGGCAGAUGUUGCUAACAAGUUUCGAAUUCCGUGGGUUGUGUUUGAUGGGAUGAGUUGUUUUACUCAGUUAGCAACACACAAUUUAUGGGUAUCCAAAAUUCAUGAAAAGUUUGGUGAUUUGGAUCCAUUUGUGUUGCCCGGUUUACCAGAUAACAUAUCCAUGAUGAAGUCACAACUUCCCGGAUUAUUUAAUCGGGGAAGUAGUGCAAAAGCGAAGGAAUUGAAAUCCGUACGUGAACGGAUUAGGGAGGUGGAGUUAGGAGCAUACGGGACGCUUAUAAACAGUUUUGAUGAAUUGGAAACAAAAUAUGUUGAUGAGUUUAAAAAGAUAAAAGAAGGUAGAGUUUGGUGUAUUGGGCCAUUUUCGAAUUCGAAUAAGAAUGAUUUGGAUAGAGCGCAACGUGGAAGUAAAGAUGUUAUCAACCAAGAAUGCAUGAAAUGGCUGGAUUUACAACAUAACCGCAGUGUGAUCUAUGCGUGUUUAGGAAGCCUUACACGACUAACACCACUGCAGUUUAUAGAACUCGCUUUAGGCUUAGAAGAUUCACAACUUCCGUUUAUUUUGGUGGUGAAAGGUGGAAGUAGAACAGAAGAAAUAGAGAAAUGGUUGGGUGAAAAUGGGUUCGAGUCGCGAGUAAAAGGUAGAGGUGUUUUGAUUCGCGGGUGGGCACCGCAAGUUUUAAUACUGUCCCACCGAGCUGUGGGUGCGUUCUUGACACAUUGUGGAUGGAACUCAACUAUUGAAGGGGUUUGUGCGGGUGUCCCAAUGAUCACAUGGCCACAGUUUGCUGAACAGUUUUUUAAUGAAAGAUUGGUUGUACAAGUGUUGGGUAUUGGUGUGGGAGUUGGGGCUCAAAGAGUGUUUCAUUUAGAGGAUGAAGAUGCUGGUGUGAUGCAAGUGAAAAGGAAGAAUGUUUGUAAAGCUGUAAAGAUAGUUAUGGAUGAAGGAAAAGAAGGAGAGGAAAGAAGAGAAAAGGCUAAAUAUUUGAAACAAAUGGCUGAAAAAGCUAUAGAAGAUGAGGGUUCAUCUCAACUUAAUUUAAACAGGUUUAUUGAAGAUAUCAGGCUACACACACAAUUAAGGGUGUUGUAGGAUAAGUUAUAGCAAUUGCUUGUGAUUUAUGAAGAUUUAUGUGAUAUUUUGGUUUAGAGGAAUCUUGUGUUUUUUUUAUGGAUUUGAUAUGAAACUAUGAUUAUGAAAAUGAUAUACUUGUAAGGGUGUACAUGAAUUCUAAAACAACUCUUUUGAUA